CAACCGCCCCUGAUCCUGGGUGUCUAUACAUAGAAUUGGAUGAUCUACAUCACCCAUCUCAACCGCCCCUGAUCCUUCUCCAUCACUGAUUUCCACAUGGAUUCGCUCAACGAGUUUCUCACAGUCGCAGUUGAGGUUGCUAAGAAAGCUGGAGAGGUUAUUCGAGAAGGAUUUUACAAGACUAAGAAUGUGGAGCAUAAAGGAACGGUGGAUUUGGUUACAGAAACCGACAAAGCUUGUGAAGAUCUUAUAUUCAAUCAUCUAAAACAGCAUUUCCCGGGACACAAGUUCAUUGGAGAAGAAACCACAGCGGCACAUGGUGUAAGUCAGCUGACAGAUGACCCAACUUGGAUCGUUGAUCCACUUGACGGAACAACCAACUUUGUGCAUGGGUUCCCCUUUGUGUGUGUUUCUAUUGGUCUUACCAUUAAAAAGGUCCCAGUAGUUGGGGUCGUUUACAAUCCGAUCAUGAACGAGCUUUUCACCGCCGUUGAUGGAAAAGGUGCUUUCCUUAAUGGAAAUCCUAUCAAAGUAUCUUCUCAUUCUGAACUGGUGACAUGCCUCCUUACCACAGAGGCUGGAACCAAGCGUGACAAGGCCACUCUGGAUGCCACUACAAAUAGAAUCAAUAGUCUACUCUACAAGGUAAGAUCAAUCCGGAUGGAGGGCUCUUGUGCGUUGGGUCUCUGUGGGGUCGCAUGUGGAAGGAUUGACUUAUUUUAUGAGCUCGGAUUCGGUGGUCCUUGGGAUGUUGCAGCAGGGGUCGUGAUUGUUAAAGAAGCUGGUGGAGUCAUUUUUGAUCCAUCGGGCAGUGACUUUGAUAUUACGGCUCAGCGGAUAGCCGCUUCAAACCCACUUGUCAAAGAGGCGUUUGUUGAGGCGUUACAACAGUCAGCGUAGACAACUAUUGUGUUGGCCCGAAAGCUUGACGUCAGCAGUUAAGCUUUCUCGAUACUUCUUAAAUGUAUGAUGUGUUAAAUUGAGUUGUUAUGCAUUAAAAAUGAUAUAUAAAAUUAAUAAUUCUUUGCACCGCGAAGUGCAACAUUUUAUGGACUUAUAUGAACUCAUGAUGCAUUCUUUUCAUUCAAAUAAAUAGUUUUCAUAAA
Messenger RNA from Helianthus annuus (common sunflower), 1106 nucleotides. Its product is annotated as inositol-phosphate phosphatase. The transcript has 12 exons. Bases 97 to 900 code for a protein of 267 amino acids. Gene Ontology annotation, biological process: inositol metabolic process; signal transduction; phosphatidylinositol phosphate biosynthetic process. NCBI's taxonomy places the organism in Eukaryota, Viridiplantae, Streptophyta, Magnoliopsida, Asterales, Asteraceae. Gene Ontology annotation, molecular function: inositol monophosphate 1-phosphatase activity. The record is from RefSeq and is a predicted model, not a curated record.